GCCCUCUGGGAGCACAUUCAGGACGUGGAGGGCAAGACUCUUGCCAUUCGGGAGCUCUUCCAACUACACAACACGUAUGUGAUCAAAUGCUUGUCAAAGCAGAACGCCAUGAUGCAUUACUACAGCCUAGCUGACAUGUUGCAGUCUGAGUGGGGCAAAAACGCCACAGACAAGGCUUUUGCUACUCUACGACGCAUGGGUGCAGGGUCUAAGAAGAAACUCGUGGUGCAAGCCUUGCCGGUGGUCAGAGGCAAGGACGGCCAGCCAGCUACCACAGCGACGCAG
Prorocentrum cordatum is the source of this 285-nucleotide messenger RNA. NCBI's taxonomy places the organism in Eukaryota, Dinophyceae, Prorocentrales, Prorocentraceae. The record is from the annotation of a GenBank genome assembly.